Messenger RNA from Pieris macdunnoughi, 297 nucleotides. The record is from the annotation of a GenBank genome assembly. Lineage: Eukaryota; Metazoa; Arthropoda; Insecta; Lepidoptera; Pieridae.
AUGGUGAACAAAGCGGAACCACAGCUAGUUAUAGUAGAGCUGCAUCUGUACAAAGUAAUACUAUUAGACCUAGUGGAAGUGGUCACAGUAAAACCAAAGCCCGCUACAGUUAUACGAGAAGUGAACAAAAUGAAACUAGUCGUGAAAGUAGUGGAACAACAAGUGGACACAGUGGAACCACACCUGGCAACAGUGAAUAUAGAAGAACUAGAGCUAGCUACAAUAGAACCACCCCUGAACAUAGUGAAGCCACAGCAGGCUAUAGUGGAACCUCAUGUGAACGCAACGGAGCCGUGA